Gongylonema pulchrum is the source of this 303-nucleotide messenger RNA. The record is from the annotation of a GenBank genome assembly. Lineage: Eukaryota; Metazoa; Nematoda; Chromadorea; Rhabditida; Gongylonematidae.
AUGAACUGCCAGAUGAGCGAUGUGACAGUGACAUUUCGCGAUGGGCGAACUCACCAUUUGGAUAAUGUGUUUAUUCGGGGAUCGAAAGUCCGCUUUAUGAUUCUACCGGAUAUGCUGAAGAAUGCUCCAAUGUUCAAAAACAUUGGUCGGGCGCAAAAAGGAGCUGUUGGUAUGGGAAUGGGCGACAAUCGCGAUGGACGUGGUCUUCGAGGGCGAGGAACGGCUUUUCGAGGGCGUGCAAAUGCUCCACGUGGUAGUCAGCGUGGCCCGGGCGGAGUCCCGCGCCCACAGUUCAGAGGAUGA